Molecule: messenger RNA, 1217 nt
Organism: Triplophysa dalaica
Lineage: Eukaryota; Metazoa; Chordata; Actinopteri; Cypriniformes; Nemacheilidae
Gene: ccka
Product: cholecystokinin a
Exons: 3
Coding region: 142-507 (121 amino acids)
Biological process (GO): digestion
Cellular component (GO): extracellular region; axon
Molecular function (GO): neuropeptide hormone activity
Source: RefSeq, a predicted model, not a curated record
AGCUGUAUUUAAGGGCCCCUCUUGCACUGUGCACUGAAGUUACAGACACACGCACACACACUUGUUCUGCAGUCAACGUGUGUUCUCCAUCCGUCUCUGCGCUCCGCUCUGACACUGCAACUCUGAGUUUCAUCUGAAGUCAUGAACGCUGGGAUCUGUGUGUGUGUGCUGCUGGCUGCGCUCUCCACCAGCAAUAGCUUUGCGCUCCCCACACACUCGCAGGAAGAGGGUCAAUCCGACCGCUGCACUAUAGCAGAUCACUACCGCCACACCCGCGCAGCGCCCCCUGGUGUACAACUCAAGCUGCUGUCUGACACAUAUGAGCGCGAAGACCCCCGCAGCAGCCUCACUGAACUACUGGCCAGAAUCAUCACUGCCAAAGGUGCAUACCGCAGAAGUCCGUCACUUAACAGCAGGUCCACUUCUCACAGGAUCAAAGACAGAGACUAUCUGGGCUGGAUGGACUUUGGCCGACGGAGCGCAGAGGAGUACGAAUACGCUUCAUAAGACCCAUUUAACCAGUGACAUCAAACAACUGAUCUGUAAAGAAACAGAAUAUCACCCGUCCAGAGGUCUACUACCUUCAGUCUGAUGUAAAUUUGUUUGUAUAAUGAAGAAAAUGCGAUAUGUGUCCACCUAAACAUAUUUAUUUUGCAGAAAAAAAGGAGUGAGAACGUAGUCUUUAUCGCUUUAUUCUCCUAACUCGUGUAUAUAUAAUUUCUUUCCUCACGUUGAACCGGUGUCUAAAAAUAAAUCAUGCCUUAACUCACAUAUUUAACCUCUCAAUAGCUUUUGUAAUAUUCUGUCUUAUAAAUGUACUUUAAAUGCUUCCGAGUAGGUUGCAACACAAGCGCAAUAUAAAAUAAAACCAAAGACACCACAGUUCUUUUACUUUAAAUGGGGAAAAGAGCAACGCUCCUUGUGACGGAAGUCCCACCUUUCAGUAAAAAAGAGCCAAUCGUCAAUAGACUGGCGCUAGUCCGGUGGUGGAGCUUUAGAGAGCGCAUUAACACACACAAAUGGGUAAUGUUGUUUAUGAAGAAUUUGAGUAUUUAUGGUACAGUUGAAAGGAAAUGUGUUGUUGUAUUGUUAUUUUUUAUUUCAUGACUGAAAUAUCUGCCAGAGACGCUGCAAACACGGCCACCAAGUGCGGAGACUUUCCGCAAUGAUUCUGUUAUUCUGUAAACAUCGUGGAAAUAAAAAAACGAGUAAUAUUA